UGUGAUAAGGACUGUGAUAAAAAAGUAAAUUGUUAUCUAUAUCAUGUAUGAUAAUAUCUAAACACAUUACACAAGAUCAGUUAGAUCUAAUCUAAGGAGUAAGGAUUACUGGGAUCACACCAAGUUAGGGUAGUAGCAUCAGUAGCUAAACAAUUUUGUUUGUAACUUGUCGAACUCGUCAUGGCUCUGAGAAUGUUUUUCAAAAAUACUACGCUAAGAAGUGGAAUGUCUUUGCAAUUAAAUAAUUUAAUAUGCAAACGUGAUUCAUCGUAUCGUUCAAGUCCAAUAGCUCAAGACCCAUCGUGUUAUGCCAAGUAUGAAGUAUCAUCUUCUCCAGAAGAAUGGAAAUUUGUUGAGAGACUACUUCCGUCGACUCUCAUACCAAUACCAUCUGACAGGAAAGAUUUACCAUCAGGAUGGCAGCCACAAACAGCAACAUUUGAAAAAUAUCCUUACUUUGUUCACCGCACACGUAAUCAUAUGCUACCUGUAUAUCUUAAAAUUUCAAUGAGAGGAACAAGGCGUAUAACUCAAAUAAACAAUGUAGAUGGUAACAUAUGGGCAUUAGAAGAAGCCAUAAAGAAUCAUUUGACAAGAGUGUACGGAAAUAAGAAAAUAAUAGCUACUAAAGUACAUGAAGUAUGUGGUCAUUUAUGUAUUCAUGGGGACCAUGUGUCAAAAGUUAAUGAAUGGUUACUCAAGAAAGGUUUGUAAAGAAAAUAAUAGAAUAAGUAAAAAAAAAAUAUAUAAUAUAAAAAUGAAUUUACAAUAAAAUGUAUGUAAAAAUAAACUAAAAUUGCACUUUGACUUAA
Molecule: messenger RNA, 812 nt
Organism: Rhopalosiphum padi (bird cherry-oat aphid)
Lineage: Eukaryota; Metazoa; Arthropoda; Insecta; Hemiptera; Aphididae
Gene: mRpL49
Product: large ribosomal subunit protein mL49
Exons: 4
Coding region: 181-714 (177 amino acids)
Biological process (GO): translation
Cellular component (GO): mitochondrial large ribosomal subunit; ribosome
Molecular function (GO): structural constituent of ribosome
Source: RefSeq, a predicted model, not a curated record